CGAAGUUGGUCAAUCUCCCAAAAUUAUGAUUCUACUUCACGCGCGGAUGUUUGCAUGUUGGCUCGGCAGGUGAUUCACGGCAAUGAGUCGUGACAUAGAGUGAGUGAAUCCUUAUUGGGUCAUUAGUCAGAACACAUACUGGAAGUACACAUGAGUCAUGACAUAGCAUUUGAUGUGGCAAGAAAAGAAGCCGAGAAGGUGAGGAAGAACUAAAUCGGCUUCCCCAAUUCGGUUCAUCUCCCUUAAAAUCAGAACUUAAUUUUCAUGUGUUUGUUUGACUGACCAUCGCGAAAUUCGAUCAAAUUGGAAAAUAAUUAGAAAUCAGAAGAUGGGUGAAAUCCAAUUAGGUGAAAGUAGCAACGAUCCUACAUUACUCAACACGGUUGAUAUCCUUCUCAAGACUAUUGGCCCUUCUCGCCCUUCUCACCUUAUUGUCCCUUCUUGCAUUAAGGUACGUGAUUUAAGAAAAUUAGUUGCUGCAAGUAAACAGUUGCCAAUUGAGACUUUGAGGCUUAUUUCUAGAGGAAGUGCAUUGCAUGAUAGCAAAAAUGGAGAAGAUGUUUCCGUUAAACUUUCAGAUGGUGAUUUCUUGAUUGUUACUGUUAGACCCAAGGCACCACCAAAACAUAUUAGAGCCGGAUAUGAUGACGAUGAUGAGGACGAAGAUGAUUUGAAGUUCCAGAUCCCAGAGUCUACAAGUCGGUGGAAGAGGAAGCUCUUUUAUAUUUUACAUGAUAAGUUGAAGCUUCCUGAUAUUGUUUUGUUAGCAAUAUUCUCUCUUAGCAUAAAGGCAUGGGCAUUUAUCAUCCUUUGGUUUAUCUUGGCUCCAGUGGCACAUAAAUGGGAUCUGGGACCACUAUAUAUACUCGGAACCGGAUUUGCCAUCAUCUUCUGGAAUCUUGGACAUCGUCAAACAGGUGAACUCAGUGCAUAUUCAAUCUUCAACGAGGACUUCAGGGAACUCCCAGGAACUCUCAACGCAGACCGCCUAGAUAGAGACAUACGAACAGGUCAGCUUUAAUUGAUCAUACAGACUUAAUGUGUAUAAACUAGUGCAAGUGAUACCUUAAGACAAUGUGUAAAGCACAAUUUUGUCCAUAGAAAUAGGCUCUAAUUGUCUCUACAAGCAAUUGAUGCCCUUUCUGUAAAAAAAAUAAGAGUUUGAAUGCAUUAGCUGAUGUUAGUGACAAAAAACGCUUAAUGAGAAGUUUUUCACUACAAAUGUUCAUGCUUUUCCCGUUAGUAUUACUCUCUAUUUUCUCUGAUUAGUGUGUCCUUUUUGUUUCGCAAUUUGGAAAUAUCGGUACACAAAUUCUUCAGCGUACUUCAAGUACUAAUCCUCAACAUUCGGAUAUAUGUCACACUUCGACACUCUAUUUUGGACAAAAACUAUUCUAUUUUCCUUCAUUUAGUUGCGUUAGACACUCAGAUACAUACUCGUUGCACAACUGUGGUUAAAUUUUGAUACACAUACUCGUGUCAGAUAUGAGUUUCCGAGGUAAAAAAAGGUUUUCAAUGUAAACUGAGAAAACCCAGUUGCACAACUGUGGAUUUAUCUUGAUUUCAUACUUGACUAAAGUUUGAUCAUUUUUUUCUAUUAAUAUGACCAGAAUUCUUUCUUUUAUUUGUAUAUAAAGCUCCAAUCUGUUUUUAACAUUAUCCUCCUAUCUUUAGAAAAACCCAUAAUUAGCAUCAUAUGUACUACAUAGUAGUUGACCAGAAUCAAAUUAACCUAAAAGCCAUCGACAUAAUGAGAGUUGACUUAAUGAUACCGCACGUGUGAGGAAUAGUCAACUACUCCCACUGUUCCUGUUUGAGUGUGUUCUGUGACGUGAAGUCAAUUGUUAUUAUUACUCCCUCGUUCAAAUAUAUAUUUACUGCAACGUUUCCUUUUUUAUGCAGUUUAAUGCACUAAUUUAUUUCUUAACAUCUUUAAUUAUGUAUAUUAAAAAUUAUAAAAAUUUAAUAUUACUAAUCUUUAUAACGAGCCGAAUCAAACAA
Messenger RNA from Amaranthus tricolor (Joseph's coat), 2001 nucleotides. RefSeq lists its product as uncharacterized. Bases 329 to 1021 code for a protein of 230 amino acids. The record is from RefSeq and is a predicted model, not a curated record. The transcript is spliced from 7 exons. Gene Ontology annotation, molecular function: protein binding. NCBI's taxonomy places the organism in Eukaryota, Viridiplantae, Streptophyta, Magnoliopsida, Caryophyllales, Amaranthaceae.